UUGAUUCAAAUAAGAGGCAAAGACAUUGUAAUAGCUAUAUCUAGCUAUUUAGCUCUAAAUGCUAACGAUAGUCCCGACAUCAUCCAUCUUUUGUGCCCUUUUUUGCAUCGUAUUAUUUCACUUAUCUCUCGUUCGUCUUCUCUCCUCCAGCUGGUGCCUAAACUGACCCGAAGCUUCAUGAAGGAAGGCUUUAUGGAGAAAACCGGUCCAAAGCACACAGAGGGCUUUAAGAAGAGGUGGUUCACCAUGGACGACAGGAGACUCAUGUACUUCAAAGACCCUCUGGACGCCUACGCCCGCGGAGAGGUGUUCAUCGGCAGUAAGGAGAACAGCUACACGGUGCUCUCCGGGCUGCCCUCCUCCACGCAGGGACACCACUGGAGCCACGGCAUCACCAUCGUCACGCCCGACAGGAAGUUCCUGUUCGCCUGCGAGACCGAGGCCGAACAGCGCGAUUGGAUAUCGGCCUUCCAGAGGGUCAUCAACCGACCAAUGAGGCCGCAGGAAUACGCAGUGGAGGCCCAUUUUAAACACAAGCCUUGAAGACUGCAGGAAGACGAAACUCAGCGAAGUCUCAUCAGAUCAGAGACAAUCCCAACGUGUGACCUGAGACCAUGUGGGGAGGAAGUGGGGAUAAGAAAAUGAAAAUAUAGAGACAAAGGGACUGGAGCCUAUCUGUGUGAAGAAAACUUGAACUCAAAUGGGACUGAAGGCCCAGAGGGUAGAUGAUGUCAUCACUACGCGCCUACCAAACUCGUGCUAAACAUUAACAUCCCACCUUUCCUCAGCCAUGUGGAUCAUUCCCUUUCUCUCGUCUGGUUCAUCCUACCUGUAAUCUAAUGUAAUUAUGUAAUCUAGAGUCAUUUCACUGGUUGCUUAUAACAAAGACAAUGCAUUGUUAAUUUAUUGAAUGUACAGUUUUGAUGACAGUGGCUUAAAAUGUGUGUGUGUGUGUGUGUGUGUGUGUGUGUGUGUGUGUGUGUGUGUGUGUGUGUGUGUGUGUGUGUGUGUGUGUGUGUGUGUGUGUGUGUGUGUGUAGUUUUCUGUUGAGGUUGCUGUGAGGUUGAACCUCUGGCACUGAGACCCUGUUAAAAAACCUGAACCUACAAAGUGCUGUUAACAACAAUUAUGCAUAAAAACACACACCUGAAAUCUCUCAGUGAUCACCGUGGCUGUUAAGGUGGCCGAAGGGUUCUUUAAAACCUCCAUGUUCUCUUAUUUAUUCGUACCGUCGGACAUAUCAUCGUUGUUGCUGCUUUUAAAAAGGAUUGUAAUGUGACAGGAUUGUAAUUUAUACAACACUUCUACUCUGCAACUGGUUUGUUUGACCAUCUGGUUUUGAAGACACGUUGUUGUGUUGAACUUUAAAUGACAGUGACAAGUUUGUUUCAUUAUAAAAAACUUAACAUGAAUACAGAUGAA
Notothenia coriiceps (black rockcod) is the source of this 1422-nucleotide messenger RNA. RefSeq names its product arf-GAP with dual PH domain-containing protein 1-like. Gene Ontology annotation, biological process: positive regulation of GTPase activity. The record is from RefSeq and is a predicted model, not a curated record. Gene Ontology annotation, molecular function: GTPase activator activity; phosphatidylinositol bisphosphate binding; phosphatidylinositol-3,4,5-trisphosphate binding. The transcript has 4 exons. Lineage: Eukaryota; Metazoa; Chordata; Actinopteri; Perciformes; Nototheniidae. The annotation marks the transcript as partial. Gene Ontology annotation, cellular component: intracellular membrane-bounded organelle; plasma membrane; cytoplasm.